Messenger RNA from Aphis gossypii (cotton aphid), 471 nucleotides. RefSeq lists its product as uncharacterized. Bases 7 to 333 code for a protein of 108 amino acids. The transcript has 3 exons. NCBI's taxonomy places the organism in Eukaryota, Metazoa, Arthropoda, Insecta, Hemiptera, Aphididae. The record is from RefSeq and is a predicted model, not a curated record.
UCAAAUAUGCAAGAAAAAAUAUUAGAUAAAUUAAUAAAUAAUCAAACCAUUAUUGAUUAUACAGAAUGUAAUUAUGAAGAAUUCUUAACCCCCAUGGAAAGUGAUGAAGAGUUGGAAAAAAUGGAAGAUAAAAUAAAAACUGAUUUGGCUUACAGAAAAACUGUGGUCACAGAAUUAUCAAGAUUAAUGGGACAAAAUUUGUCAGAAACAAUUAGAAAAAUAAUGAAAAAGUUAUUCAAUGAUAAUUUGCUUACAUUCUACUCUUAUAUUGGUUUUAAAGGGAAAAACAAUUUUCAACUCUACAAACUUGUGCAGUUAUAUUCGUGUUUUUAGAAUCCAUAAGAAGAAUGAAAAAAAUUACUGAUAUAACAAAUAUGAAAUCGAAAAACCUCUGAAGACAUGGAUGGCACAACUUCUGAUCGCCUUAAAAAAAUUGAUGAAAAAAAAUCUUCAUGAUAAUGUUAUUGUUGG